Molecule: messenger RNA, 618 nt
Organism: Auxenochlorella protothecoides
Lineage: Eukaryota; Viridiplantae; Chlorophyta; Trebouxiophyceae; Chlorellales; Chlorellaceae
Product: Methylmalonic aciduria and homocystinuria type D-like protein, mitochondrial
Exons: 4
Coding region: 1-618 (205 amino acids)
Biological process (GO): cobalamin metabolic process
Source: RefSeq, a predicted model, not a curated record
AUGCCGCAAGUGCGGCCAUUCGUGAUGGAUGGCUGGCGCAGGAGUAGCAUACCCUCAUUGAACCAUGCGGGGGGGGACGAGAUCGAAGCGUCGGUGCAGGCCUGUCCAAAACGAUUCAGGGAUGACAUCGCCGCCCUGUUUCCCUCCAUAGACAUCAAAGACUUGUUUAUUCUUAUGACCUGCCAAAAGUCGCGGGUGGACCUUGUGGGCAGGGGCCCUGAAGUGGAGGAAGAGAAGGAUCGCCUGCUGGAGAGGUUCUUCUUCCUCGCCAAGGCGGUGGUCCGGCGGCUGGAGGCCUCUGGGUACUGGGCAGACUACAUUGACCCCUGCUCCGGCAUGUCCAUGGUGCACCGUGACACAUGCGCCGUGUACGACGAGGUGGCGGCGCUGUGUGCGCUGUGCAGCUUCCGUAUACAGAACGCCGGGUGCUGCAAGGUGGCGCUGCACCCCUCCUGGGGCAGCUGGGUGUACCCCGCCACCAUCUUUGCCAAGGCGCCGGCGGAGGUGGUGGAGGCGGUGUGGCAGGAGACGCUCAUGACGUUGAAGCCACGGCACCCGCCCUACUGCGAGUGCUGCGGGGGCAAGCGCCCCGGCAUCUUGACCGGCCCCGGGGUGUGA